Molecule: messenger RNA, 1419 nt
Organism: Ogataea angusta
Lineage: Eukaryota; Fungi; Ascomycota; Pichiomycetes; Pichiales; Pichiaceae
Exons: 1
Coding region: 1-1419 (472 amino acids)
Biological process (GO): xenobiotic detoxification by transmembrane export across the plasma membrane
Cellular component (GO): membrane
Molecular function (GO): xenobiotic transmembrane transporter activity; antiporter activity
Source: RefSeq, a predicted model, not a curated record
AUGGAGGCUACACGCAAAGUCCCAGAUUACGGGGCUAUAGAAAGUGAGGGCCCGCAAGAACAUUCCCCCACCAGAUUUGAGUAUCUCACUGAGCUCAAACUGAUAUGGAAAGACAGCAUGCCGCUUAUCGUCGCAUUCUUCCUGCAAUACUUCCUUAGUGUGAGCCCGUUGUUGGUUGUCAGCCGUAUCUCGGCACAGGCUCUGGGUGCGGCGAGUCUGGCCACAAUGUACAUGAACAUCACGUAUCUGGGUGUUAUACAGGGCGCAGUCACCGCCGUGGACUCGUUUGCUCCACAUGCUUACGGAGCAGGCAACUAUGCUAUGGUUGGCGAGGUGGUGCAGAAAAACCUCGCCGUGAACACCAUCUUGCUGGUUCCGAUGGUUGUUCUCUGCUGGUUCAGCGGCAAAGUGCUGAAUGCCCUUCAGCCGGAUCCUGAGCUGGCGUCUCUUGCCCAGACCUAUCUGCGGAUCGUCACGUUCGGUAUCCCAGGUCUUUUGGUUUUCGAGCUCGGGAAACGGUACUUACAGGCCCAGAAAAUAUUCCAUGCCUCCACAUACGUGCUUCUGAUAGUAUCUCCCCUGAGUCUGGUUUUGACCUAUGUGUUUGUGUUCACUUUUGGCUGGGGAUACGUCGGAGCACCGGUGGUGGUAGUCUUGUCGUUCUGGCUGAUGGCGGUGCUCCUAAUAGCUUACGCGGUCCUAAUUGACGGCAGCAAAUGCUGGGGAGGAUUCAGCUACAAAGCGAUGUGCACUGGAUUGUACGGCCAGAUAUAUUUGGCCCUGUUUUCACUGGUUUCUGUGGAGGCAGAAUAUUUUGCGUUUGAAGUCAUGGCGCUGGCCGCCGCAUAUUUUGGGGAAACGGCCCUCGCAUCCCAGUCGAUCUGUGCGGCCGUCGGGUCUCUUAUCUUCCAGGUCCCGUUUGCCUUAAGCUGCUCCAUAUCCACCAGAAUCGGGUCAUUUGUUGGGGCAGGCAACCUUGAGUUUGCCCGAAAGUCGACCAAGAUGUGCAUCAAGGCCACAUUUGUUUUGGGAGUCAGCGUCUGCAUUUUUCUCUUGAUCGCUAUGAGGCCAAUCACCAGGGUUUUCACGGAUGACUCGGUUGUUGCAGCAGAGUGCUACAAGAUACUGCCUGUGCUUUUCUUCACGCAGUGCUAUGAUAUGGUCAACGUCACCUGUCAGGGGCUGCUGAGAAGCCAGCGGCGCCAAGACGUUGGCUCGGUUUUCAGUCUGUGCUCAUACUACAUCUUCGGCUGUCCUCUCGCAUACAUUCUGGCGUUCAGGCUCAAUUGGCAAGUGCGUGGCCUGUGGAUUGGACUCAGCAUGGCUGUGUUUCUGCUCACGUUGGUAGAGGUUGUACUUUUAGCGCGCACGAACUGGCCAAAGGUUAUGGAGCUGGCCAAACAGGAAGAAGACGAGUGA